GAGUUUACUCCAAGUGCCUGAGCAAAGGGGAAAGUUGUGUCUCAGUAUAGGACUGAGGUGUAGAUUGUUCUGUAAAAACGUGUAGAUAUGCACAUAUAGUGACUAUUAGAGUGGUUAUGGAUUUAAAUCAACUAUUUUGAAUGUGAAGUGGAGGACGUGAAGACCAGUAAAGUUAAAAUGGCAGAGUCCAGAGUUCAUAAUCAGUUUAAACUCACCUCAGAAGACUAUGUGUGGACUGAUGUUGAUGAAGAUGUCACCCUCCCCUGUCACCUCUCACCUGACACCAGUGCUGUUGCCAUGACGAUCAGGUGGUUUAAAGAGACAGAGUGUAUUUACCUGUAUAAGAAUGGUCAGGUGACAGAGAGGAGUGACUAUGAGGGCAGAGUGAGUCUGAUCACCCAGGAGCUGGAGAGAGGCAACGUGUCUCUGAGGCUGAGAGACUUCAGGAGGUCAGAUACAGGAUUCUACAUCUGUCAGGUCAUCCAUGGAGAACAGAAGGAGGAGGCUGCAGUGGGUUUAUGGGAAAGAGAAGUACCAGAAAAACUCUCAGGAUCACAGUAUUUACAAUGUGAGACCCAGGAGAACAAGCUGAAGAGGGAGGCAUCAGCUGGUGAGCUUGAGUUGAAGAUGGAAAAAGAAUUAAAAGAGAUAUUAAGACAGGAGAUGAAACAACUAAAGGAGAAAGACACACAACUGGAUGAUAUGACCCAGGAAGUGAGAGAGAAAGAGAGACUCCUGGAUGAUAUGACCCAGGAAGUGAGAGAGAAAGAGAGACUCCUGGAGGAGAUGAACCAGAUAAUGGAACAGAGGGAGAAACUAUUAAAAGAGAAAGAAAACCAACUGGAAGAGAAAGACAAGCAACUAAAGGAUAGAGACAUUCAACUAGAGGCUCUGAGAAAGAACCUGCAGGACAAGAACAGCCAAGUAGAGAACUUCAGAGUCCUACUGCAGGAAAAAUACCUUCAACUAGAGGACAGGAACCACAGACUGGGAGAGAAGGACAGACUACUGGAAGAGAGAGACAAACAACUAAAGGAUAGAGACAUUCAACUAGAGGACAGGAACCACAGACUGGGAGAGAAGGACAGACUACUGGAAGAGAGAGACAAACAACUAAAGGAUAGAGACAUUCAACUAGAGGACAGCAACCACAGACUGGGAGAGAAGGACAGACUACUGGAAGAGAGAGACAAACAACUAAAGGAUAGAGACAUUCAACUAGAGGACAGGAACCACAGACUGGGAGAGAAGGACAGACUACUGGAAGAGAGAGUCAAACAACUAAAGGAUAGAGACAUUCAACUAGAGGACAGGAACCACAGACUGGGAGAGAAGGACAGACUACUGGAAGAGAGAGACAAACUACUGGAAGAGAGAGACAGACUACUGGAAGAGAGAGACAAACUACUGGAAGAGAGAGACAAACUACUGGAAGAGAGAGACAGACUACUGGAGGGAAAAGAAAAUGAACUAAAAGAGAGGAGACAGGAAGUAGAAGAGAGGAGACAGGAAGUAGAAGAGAAAGACAACCUACUAGAGGAGAGAGAGAACCAGUUAAAGGAGAGAGACAAACAGGUGGAGGAUGUCAACAAUGAAAAUGCUGAACUGGCUCAACAGAUAUGUGAUGUGAAGACUGAGGUAGAGAGACUGAGAAGAGAGAUCUCAGCCCAGAUGACUGAACAUGGAGAGACGUCAGAUACAGGUUCCAUACUCCCAGUCAGGAGGAGAGACAGCAUGGAGGUUCCUCCAUCCAUGGGAGGAGAGACCUCAGAUACAGACCCCACACUUCCACUGAGGAGGAGACACAGCAUGGAGUUACCUCAUCCAUAUAUGGGAGGAGAGACCUCUGAUACAGACCCCACACUUCCACUGAGGAGGAGACACAGCAUGGAGUUAAUUCCUCCACAUAUGGGAGGAGAGAGCAGCAGUCCAGACUCCACAGUGUCUCCCAGUGUGUCUGAGCUGAGACUGGUGCUGCUGGGGAGGACUGGGGCUGGGAGGAGUGCAGCAGGAAACACCAUCCUGGGCAGAGAGGAGUUUGGGGCCCAGGCCAGCCCCUCUGCAGUGACCCAGAGGAGUAAGAGGAGAGAGGGGGACGUGUGUGGGAGACGGCUGGUGCUGGUGGACACUCCAGACUGGUUCUGUCCUGGACUCUCUCUGGAGGAGAUGAGACAGGAUGUGGGGCUCUGUGUCCGUCUGUCUGCCCCGGGACCCCACGCCUUCCUCCUGGUCAUACCAGUGGAGCCCUCUAAGGGGGAGGAGAGAGGGGUGCUGGAGAGAAUAGAGGAGAUGUUUGGGGAGGGUUGUUGGGGACACACUGUGAUUCUAUUCACCCAUGAUGAUGGCCUGAAAGAGCAGAGCAUUGAGGAGUUUCUCCAAGCAGGAAGUCAGGACCUCCAGCAGCUUGUGGAGAAAAGUGGGAGCAGGUACCACGUCCUCAACAUUAAGGACAGGGCCCAUGGCACUCAGGUAUCAGAGCUGCUGGAUCAGGUAGAGGAGAUGGUGGCAGGAAACAGAGAGAGAUUCUACAGCAGUCAGACCUACCAGGAGGCAGAGGACCAGGUUAGAAAGAUGGAGGGAAACAUCCAGAGAGAGAGAGGAGAGAGGAAACAGAGGGAGGAGAGAGACUUGAGAGAGAGGCUUCAGAAGGAGUUGCAGGACUCUCUGAUAAAGAUAGAGGGAGUGAUCCAGGAACAUGAGGGAGAUAUCAGAACACUCAGUGAAAGAACCAGUGAACUGGAGAGACAGGUGAAAGAAGAGAGGGAUGAGGAGAAGAAAAGAGAGCUGGAGAGGGAGCUGAAGAGGGAGUCUGAUAGGAGGGAGGAGAUGGAGAGAAAGCUGGAGAGAUUUAGAGAGAAGAGAGAGAAUGAGAGGAGUGAGAUGGAGGAGAGACACAGACAGGAGAUGGAGAACUAUGAAGGACAGGCCAGAGUUGAAGCAGAGAGAAACCUGAUGAAGAUAGUCCUACCUGAGUUACAGAGGAACAUCAUGAUCUCACAGACAAAGAUGGAGAGGGAGUUCAGCAGACAGAUGGAGGAGAAGAAUAGACAGAUGAAGGAGAAGGAUAGACAGAUGAAGGAGAAGGAUAGACAGAUGAAGGAGAAGGAUAGAGAGAUCGAGGAGAAGGAUAGAGUGAUUGUGGAAAGGGAUGGAGAUAUAGAGGGACUGAUAGAAAGACUGAGGGAAAUGUGUAAAUGAGUUAUUGUAACUAGCCUGAAGAAGUGCUGGGAUACAUGGAGAGGUAGAAGACAGGGAGAACUGAUGAAGAUCUGAGGAAUGUUUGGGCAGAUGUAACCUAGUUCACCAUUUCACUGAAUUGGCCUGACAACGAGGUUAGAGAUGAGAUGACUGUUUCAUGGAGGGAUUGGAGAAGCUAGAGAUAAUAACAUGAUAUUUAUCUGACAAUGUAAGAACAACCUGAUAGUCUGUCCUGUGAUGAGUGUCAUGGUGGGAUAACAGGUCAGAAUACUGUCUGAUCCUGUCUAGAACAACCUGAUACUCUGUCCUGUGAUGAGUGUCAUGGUGGGAAAACAGGUCAGAAUACUGAUCCUGUCUAGAACAACCUGAUACUCUGUCCUGUGAUGAGUGUCAUGGUGAGAAAACAGGUCAGAAUACUGUCUGAUCCUGUCUAGAACAACCUGAUACUCUGUCCUGUGAUGAGUGUCAUGGUGGGAAAACAGGUCAGAAUACUGUCUGAUCCUGUCUAGAACAACCUGAUACUCUGUCCUGUGAUGAGUGUCAUGGUGGGAAAACAGGUCAGAAUACUGAUCCUGUCUAGAACAACCUGAUACUCUGUCCUGUGAUGAGUGUCAUGGUGAGAAAACAGGUCAGAAUACUGUCUGAUCCUGUCUAGAACAACCUGAUACUCUGUCCUGUGAUGAGUGUCAUGGUGGGAUAACAGGUCAGAAUACUGAUCCUGUCUAGAACAACCUGAUACUCUGUCCUGUGAUGAGUGUCAUGGUGGGAAAACAGGUCAGAAUACUGUCUGAUCCUGUCUAGAACAACCUGAUACUCUGUCCUGUGAUGAGUGUCAUGGUGGGAAAACAGGUCAGAAUACUGAUCCUGUCUAGGUCAAAAUCUGUACUUCUGCCCCUGAGCAAGGCAGUUAACCAAAUGAUCUCCGGGCGCCGAAGACGCAGAUGUCGAUUAUGGCAGCCCCCCCCCCUCUCAUUCAGAGGGGUUGGAUUAAAUGCAUAAGACACAUUUCAGUUGAAUAAAUUCAGUUGAAAACGGAUUACGUUUCCCCCCCUUUUACACUGUCUAGAGAGAGAGGGAGGGAGGUCUGUAAAGAUAUUGAUGAGAUUUAACACAGAAUUCCAAACCAACGUAGAUUAUUGACCUUUGCACUGCAGCCUUUUAGAAUGGAGAGGGUUGUGGGGGGUCAGGAGGUCAGCGGGCGGAGUCAGAGACUGAGAACUCUAAAGAUCUGAGUGAGACUUUUACUCAGUGUUUGAGGAGGUCUACUAUUGAACAGAGAACCAUACUGUAUCUAACACACACUACUUCCUGUUCUUAUUCAAAUUGUUUCAUGUUGAAACUUUUGUCUCCUACUUUUAUAUUUUCUUGGUUGGUGUUUUGUAUGGUUCCCAAUUAGAGGCAGCUGGUAAUCGUUGUCUCUAAUAUGGAAUCAUAUUUAAAUAACAGUUUUACCACCUGUGUUUGUGGGAUAUUGUUUUGUGUUUGUGGGAUAUUGUUUUGUGUUUGUGGGAUAUUGUUUUGUGUUUGUGCACCACGUAGUCACGGUUCGUUGAUCGUUUACUGAUUUUAAUGAUUUACGACAUUUAAAUGGCUCCUUGUGGUUCGGUGAACCAAGCUGGUGUAAUAAGUCACCAUAUCUGACACCUGAAGACUGGUGGAAGCCAACACAGUCUUCUGAUCCACACGAGACUCUGGCUCCAAACCAAUCUGUUCGUAAGAGUUAUUUAAUGUUGAGGAGAGUGAGAGGUCUACAGAUGUCACGCCCUGACCUUAGUUAUCUUUGUUUUCUUCAUUAUUUUGGUUAGGUCAGGGUGUGACUAGGGGUGGUUUGUUGUGUUUUUGUCCUGUCUAGGGGUUUUGUACUGUCUGGGGUUUUUGU
Molecule: messenger RNA, 5077 nt
Organism: Oncorhynchus mykiss (rainbow trout)
Lineage: Eukaryota; Metazoa; Chordata; Actinopteri; Salmoniformes; Salmonidae
Source: RefSeq, a predicted model, not a curated record